AGAGAUGAUUGACAGUCAGCUGAUGGGGGAGUUUGAGGAAGACCUGAAAGAGCUGGAAGCAGACUCCUGGAGCAACGUUAUGGACAGCAACUUCCUCAAACAUCUGAAGAAGGACGUCAUCAAGAGACAGGAGGUCAUCUACGAGUUGAUGCAGACAGAGAUGCACCACGUGAGGACCCUGCUGAUCAUGAUGGAGGUGUACAGUAAGGGUCUUGUGAAGGAGCUGCAGCUGGAACCUCAGACAGUAGACAGGCUGUUCCCUGCCCUGGGGGAGCUCCUGGACCUCCACACCUCCUUCCUGACACGUCUCAUGGAGAGGAAGAGAGAGAGCCAGCUGGAGGGGGAGGACAGAGGAUUCAUCAUCAACAAGAUAGGAGACAUCCUGGAGACACAGUUCUCAGGGACCAAAGCAGCGAUUAUGAAGAGAGUUUACGGGAAGUUCUGCAGCCGCCACAACGAGUCAAACAUCUACAAGGAGCUGCACUCCAAAGACAAACGCUUCCAGGCCUUCAUCAGGAAGAAGAUGAGAAGCAGUAUCGUCCGGAGGCUAGGUAUCCCAGAAUGCAUUCUGUUAGUCACCCAGAGGAUCACCAAGUACCCCGUCCUGAUGCAGAGAAUACUACAUCACACCAAAGAGAAUGAGGAAGACCAUGGGGACCUGAGUGAUGCUCUAUACAAGGUCAAGGAGGUCAUCACUGCAGUGGACAGCAAGGUGAACGAGCAUGAGAAGAAGAGGAGGCUGAAGGACAUCUACAGCCGAACAGACAGCAAGUCCAUAAUGAGGAUGAAGAGCGGUCAGAUGUUUGCUAGAGAGGACCUGCAGAGGAGAAGAUUGCUGUAUGAUGGACCUCUGCAGCUGAAGAACUCACAGGGGAAACUCAAGGAUGUAACGGCCAUCCUUCUCUCUGAUAUUGUCGUCUUCCUACAGGAGAAAGACCAAAAAUUCGUCUUUGCCUCUCUGGACCAGCGCUCCACGGUCCUCUCCCUCCAGAAGCUGAUCGUUAGAGAGGUGGCUAACGAGGAGAAGGGUCUCUUCCUGAUAACAGCAGGGACGGAGAAACCAGAGAUGGUGGAGGUACACACUGCAACCAAGGAGGAACGCAACACCUGGAUGCAAAUCAUACAGGAGGCCAUGCAGUCCAUAGAGAAAGAUGAGGAUGAGGAGAACCCCAGUGAAACAGAGGAGGACAAGAGACUGCUGGAGACCAAAGCUAAGGAGAUGAGAGAGAUGCUGAGGAAGAAGGAUGAGCAGAUCAUGUGUAUGCUGGAGGAGAAGAUGGCCGUGUUUAGGGAGAUGUGUGAGGUCCGGAGCCCUGGAACCCCCAGGAACAGGCCCAGGGAGGACCAGGGCCCCAGCCACGUCACCAGGGCCAAGGGGCUGUUCAGGGCUGGGAGUGGAGCGGGCUCUGAGGACAUACCUAAAGGAGAACCCAUCAUAAAGGGAGCACUACAGGAAGUGGAGACGUUGCAGGCGCUGGUGAACGGUACUCUGGGAGGAGCGAUGGGGGCAGCAGUGGUGGGCCCGGGCCCUGUAUGUCUCCUUCGCAGGGCCGAGACCUUCGGAGGCUUUGACUCUCAGCAGAUACACAUCUCUAAGAAUGGGGACAAAGAAGAGGGAGAGGACAGAGCAGACCUUCGCAGGACAGAGUCAGACGGUGUACUGAAGAAGGGGGAGAAUGCGACCAUGAUGCUGUUACUGAAGAGGAACACUGAGCAGGUCCUCCACAGUGUGAGCCACAUCCAUGACCUGCUCAGCACCCUGCAGGCAGUGGUAAUCCAGCAGGACAGCUUCAUUGAGGAUCAGCGCCAGGCUCUCACCAACCGCCCCGAACGCCUCACCUCCUUCUUCUCCUCCCGUCCCUCCUCCCGCCACAACUCCCUGAUCGAGCAGGAGAAACAGCGCAGCCUGGAGAAACACAGGCAGGAGACGGCCGCGCUGCAGCGCCAGCAGGCCACACACGACCAGGAGAAGAGGAGGAGGGAGAGGGAGUGGGAGGUGCGGGAGCAGCAGCUGACAGACAGGGAGGUGCAGCUCCUGGUACAGGAAGAGGAGACGGGGAGGAGGAGCAGGGAGCUCGUUACGGAGAGGGUGGAGCUACAAAGGAAGAAGAAGGACUAUCUGAUAGAUCUAGAGCGACUGAGAGACGCUCAGGGGAAACUAGAUCGACACAGAGAAAACAUUCACCGAGAAAUGGAGAGGGUAGAACACAUGAGAAUGGCUAAGAGGUGGAUACAGAGAACUCCCUCUUCUACCUCGGACGACUCCCCCCACUUCCCCUCCUCUACCUCCCUGGACAAAGAUCCAAUGGACCCGACUGAGCUCUCCUCCUCUCCCAGGAAAGAAUCCCUGACCUCGUCAAAAGGGAAGAGCCUAAGCCCUUUCUCUGAGGCCCCGGCCCUAAAGGCCCCUAGUGGAGACAGUCAGAACCAGAUACCUAACAGACUGCUGCAACUGGCUAAAGACAGGAGCAAGAACAAGAAGGACAAGAAGAAGAAGGAACAGGGUGAACAGUCACCAGAAACCCAGCACAUAGAGCCUCCUAUAGAUGGAGAGAUCUACUUCUGCUGAGGAGACCCCUCUUCAUCUCCUCCGAUGUCAAUGCAACAUCCCUCUCACCAGCUGAAUGGAAGGCCAAGUUGCCAAAGUGCCCCCAUCGUCAAACCCUCUAAGUCCUCACAAACACUCCCAACUGACACACAAUAGGAAGUGGAAGGUCUCUCAUCAUCUGAGUCAUAAGCUCCAGCUGCAAUGUUCUGUCUCAGUGCUCACUACAGAUUGGCUCCUGACUGUCACCUGCUAAAAAUAUAUAACAAUAAGGAAACUGUUUCUAUGUUAGAUACUGUAGGUUAAAGAGUGUCUAUAACAAUAAGGAAACUGUUUCUAUGCUAGAUACUGUAGGUUAGACUGUCUAUAACAAUAAGGAAACUGUUUCUAUGUUAGAUACUGUAGGUUAAAGAUUGUCUAUAACAAUAAGGAAACUGUUUCUAUGUUAGACACUGUAGGUUAAAGAUAGUCUAUAACAAUAAGGAAACUGUUUCUAUGCUAGAUACUGUGCUCCCGAUGUGCUUGACAUGUUGCAAUAAUCCCAAUACAUUUUACAUAUUGAUCACAUGAAUAAUAUUUUCUGGUGCAUGUCCAAGAUCGAUAAUCAAUAUGUUGUUUAUACAGGUCAGUCUACACAAUAUUGAUACUAUAUAGUCCCAUAAGAACUGGAGAAAACUCAAAGACCGAUGUCAGUUGAUCGUUGUUGUGGUUCAAUGUUUAAAGAGCCACUUUGUUACUAAUAGCUGAAGAACCAGAGAACACAUAUGGAAUCAUGUUGUAACCAAAAAUACGUUACAUUUACAUUUACAUUUAAGUCAUUUAGCAGACGCUCUUAUCCAGAGCGACUUACAAAUUGGUGCAUUCACCUUAU
Molecule: messenger RNA, 3416 nt
Organism: Oncorhynchus gorbuscha (pink salmon)
Lineage: Eukaryota; Metazoa; Chordata; Actinopteri; Salmoniformes; Salmonidae
Product: A-kinase anchor protein 13-like
Biological process (GO): positive regulation of canonical NF-kappaB signal transduction; adrenergic receptor signaling pathway; regulation of Rho protein signal transduction
Cellular component (GO): membrane; actin cytoskeleton
Molecular function (GO): MAP kinase scaffold activity; guanyl-nucleotide exchange factor activity
Source: RefSeq, a predicted model, not a curated record